AUGGACACAAGCGACACCCCGAGCUCGAGCGACAUACGACAAUGCUACGAUUAUGAGUUCGACGAUAGGCGCAUUGCUGCCAGCAUCCUCGACACCCGCCCUCCACUUUGGCAUGGCUCAAAGAAUACCUCCGGUAUGGACUGCUUGAUAGUUGUCCUGAGACGCAUCUACAGCUUUGCCAUGUUGGCCCAUGGUGUUUCCGAAGACCUUGGCUGGGUCCAAGAGUCCGAGCGCAUGAAUCCAAUUUUGGGUCAUGCCUGGCAUGUUUUCGGCCAAGGAUCAGUCGAAGAAAGCAAUGCCACAAUGGCAAGAUCCGAAGUUGAAAAGACCCUGAAAGAUAUCAAGCUCGAUCCAAAUGCAUCUUUCUAUGACCUUUGCUGUUCGAGUCUCAUGAACAAGACCUUUUGGUCAAAGGAUGUCUUUCGCCUGAGUGAGCCGCCUUUCAAUACAGACACUGGCGAGGCAAUCAAUAUGUCGAUGGACGAUAUAGCUACGUCAAGCAUCGUGCAAUGCCGUGAUGGCCGUCUUGUUUUUUAUCUUGCCCUAUGCAAAUGGUCCGACAUACCAGCAUGCUUUGUUCCCAGUCAGCCAUGGGUGGUCAGGGUGCUGUUCACAUGCACCCAAGGCCAGGGAGACAAGAACUCGUUCUCGCUGAGACGAACUUUGAAUUUGCCAGUCUGGGAAGAGAUAGAAGAAGGCCCAACUCUUGCUUUCAAGAAGGGGCAUCCAAUGGAAUACAACCUCCUGGCUGUAGUACGUUUGAGAGACGAGGAGCUUGGGGGCAACGACUAUGUUCGAACAUAUUCCCCAUAUGGACCGAACAUCGUUCCGGAGUAUGAACCUGCAAGCUUCAUGUCCACGGAAUGGUCGGUGGAAUCGGAGGGGAAGUAUAUGCUCUUCUACGGGAUUUCUCCUCAUGAUUUGGGAUUGACCAACACUAGCAAUUUCCCCGAGGUCGCCGGGCCUGAUAUCGUUGAUGAAGAGCUGGUAAAGGACUUUAAAGAAUUGAUGGCGAGUCUGCGAAAGUCUGAGCCUUCCACCCAGGUUCAGGAAGAGCCUUCAUCUUCUACUACAGUCGGAGCCCCUAGCCGCGGCCAAAAGGCAACAUGA
Messenger RNA from Fusarium subglutinans, 1110 nucleotides. RefSeq lists its product as uncharacterized. The record is from RefSeq and is a predicted model, not a curated record. Lineage: Eukaryota; Fungi; Ascomycota; Sordariomycetes; Hypocreales; Nectriaceae. The transcript has a single exon. The coding region runs from base 1 to 1110 and encodes 369 amino acids.